This is a messenger RNA of Plutella xylostella (diamondback moth), 711 nucleotides long. The record is from RefSeq and is a predicted model, not a curated record. NCBI's taxonomy places the organism in Eukaryota, Metazoa, Arthropoda, Insecta, Lepidoptera, Plutellidae.
AUGAAGGUCGUAUUUCUGAUCGCCGUGGUUGCUCAAGCCCUGGCCGCGCCCGCGCCCCCCGCGCCCUCCGCAACCCCCGCUGCCAGCCCUCAGCCGGUGCGGGAGAAGCGAUCCAGCUACGGCGGCUACGGAGCAGCCCCUGUCAGCUACGCGCAGGCGCCGUGCGGCUCCGCACCCAUCGCCGUGGCCGCGCCCUCCACCUACGCCAUCAACGUACCAACCCACGGCUCCUAUGGCUACCAGCCGCACCACGCGCCCGCCUACAGCUCCUACGGUGCACCUGCCUACAGCCACGGCUACGGACAGCACUACCGCGACGGCAGCAUGGAGGAGGAAGAGAUGAUGAGCUUCCCGGAUAUGGAUCACAUGUCGAUGGCUCGCAGCUACGGGUACGCGGCGCCGCAAUACGGGGCUGGUCCGGGGGCUGUCGGUCUGUUCCCGAAUGCCAACGUGGGCGGCUGCGCGGUACCGCUGCUGCUGAGCUGCUCACCGCGCGUGGUGCAGGGCAGGAUGGUGCACCACCAGCAGUCGCAUCAGCCGCAGCCGCAGUACGUGGCGACCCCGGCAGUGGCCACCAGCUACGCCCCGGUGGUGGGGGCGGGGUACCGCGCGGAGGGACACCCUGAGGCACCCCACUCCGGGGAGCACAGCGAGCCCCUGCACGACGCCUCCCAUGAGAAGCACGAGGCCCAGCACGGCGUACAAUCCUAG